Molecule: messenger RNA, 2202 nt
Organism: Talaromyces rugulosus
Lineage: Eukaryota; Fungi; Ascomycota; Eurotiomycetes; Eurotiales; Trichocomaceae
Exons: 4
Coding region: 1-2202 (733 amino acids)
Source: RefSeq, a predicted model, not a curated record
AUGACUGCAAAUGAGAGUCCUGCGUCGAGCAGCCUGAAUACCAAUACCAUUGCCCAGCAAGCAGACGCAGCGCUCAACACCGUGGGUGACAAAAUCUCAGAUCUCACCGGACAGCAUGAGGCUGUGAAUAAAGGUACUCUGCUCAUAGAGAGUUUGACCUCAGGAAUCCUGCUAAUGAAUAUAGUUGUGACCGGUUUGCAAGAAAACGUGCUAGGAACACAGCGCGAACAGCCGAGUGAGAAUCAGAAUCAGGAUCAGGAUCAGGAUGAGAGCACUAGCGUUGCAAAAGAAGAUAUCAGCAAUCAGCAAGUCGAAGAGUUUCUGAGGCACCAGUAUCGAAGCUACAAAGCUCAAGUGUAUAUAAACGACCAUGAAGUCAAGACUGCCAUUGGCAGAGAAGAAAAUAAGGUGGACGUUGAAUCAGCCGAGGAAGCCAGACGAUGCUCCUUCCUCGUACGUCGAACCACGGCCAGCCUCAUCUCCAGACCUGCAAACUUUUGUCUCUACCACAUACAACCAUUUAUUAUCAAAUACCACAAUACCCUGAAUGCAGUGAUUCUAUGCAUCGUACUUGCCUGUAUUGUCUGGAAUACCCUCGAGGACAUCAUGAACUCGUAUCCCGAUCAGGGCAACCGCCGCCCCAGUACCACCGCCUCCAUACCCUCCAGCAGGUACACCGAUAACGGUUUUACUUGCUCCCGGCUACGCUGCCAUUGCGAUGCUGCCAACCGCGAGGAACCAGAUCCCACCGAGCCAAUCUCUCUCGAAGACCCGCAGUCUCAACGACGUGCUGAAUACUUCCACCGCCCCCCUGUUCUAGGUCCGUACUCUGGGCCCAGAAACUCGGAUGAUUCGCCGUACUCCUAUUUCCACUACGAAAAGCUGUCCGAGGCCGAAUACUGCGAGCAAUGCCAAUAUUGCUGGGCUCUGUCCAGGUGGUGUGGAAGACUGCCAGGCUCUGAAGCUGAAAAGCCGCUCCUGCCAUAUCAGCAAAACUCGUCUACGGCCGGUUUUACCAGGAACCAGAAAAAGAUGCUAUUCCCCAAUGCUACCUGGAUCCAGGAGCCUCUGAUAGUCAAUACAGCCCGCGUGUCUAAUGACAAUCUGGUACCGAGAGAGAGGGAGCAAUUUGUACCUGCUGUAUUUUCCCACACUCUUACAAGUCAAUCUUUAAAAGACUUUUCCGCCCGCGAACUUGCAUUUUUGAGGGAAGAAAAGAACCCAUCUCUAGAAAGCAUCCGUCCCUGUCGUACCUUGCCACAAACCCCUGCGAAAGACUGCCAGCGACUCAGGUUCUGCAAAGAUAUUCGUGGAGCACGACGCGAUACCUGGGCUUUUGAAGAGGGCUCUCUGGUCAUCGGCAUCCACCCAAGCUUUGUUGAUUUGAACCAGCAACUCAUUCAAGAAGACGAGUUUGAGCUGCGUUAUGGAGAAGUCUAUGUCAUUUGCCGGAUGUUUGCAGAUAAAUGGGCCCUAUGUGCAAGGCUACGAAUGUCCGAUACUAUCAUGCCCGUCAGACAUAGCGACCUGGUUGACCAUGGCUUUGAAAACAUCAAAUUCCUUCCUCUAUGUGCAGUGACGCUGGCUGCUAAUUUCGCAUCCUUUGAUCGGCGUUGGUCUGAGCAUAGAAUGCGUUGUCCUUACUCGAGUUCAUUUCCAUCCGGGGGACUUCGAGUCACGCCUCCCAUACGUUGUGACAGCGUUUUGGCUAGUGUCGACAUGGCUGCAUGCAACUUUGCGUCGUUGCAUGUACCGUGGCUUGUGUUUCAUCUUUGCAAACCACGUAUCCCCUUGCCACCAAAGACCGAACACGUUCCUUUCCAUCCCCCCAAAAGGGGAAUUGGCCGUUUAAUAGACAACACCGUCAACGGGCGAAAUACGUUGGGAAGGAUGUGGAGAACAAUCGUUCCUUGCGAAGCGUCCGAGAGUCAAAGCUCGAGCGACAACCCUGGACUUUACUUGGAGAAAGAAGUCGACUUCUUAGAAGACGAUAUAUCAUCUAUUUAUCAAGAUGGACCAGAACCAGUCCAAGAAGAGCAGUUGAGGGACUUCAACCUACGAAGUCCGAUGAGAAAGCGCAAGAGCAUUCGCCAACUCUUCUUUGGAAGCAGGCGGUAUAAACAGUUGGAUGUUCCUGAUGAAAAAGCCCAGCACGAAGAGAAGAACACGAAAGAGUAUAGUAAGCCUACUAAACAUGUCUAA